Molecule: messenger RNA, 2176 nt
Organism: Saccoglossus kowalevskii
Lineage: Eukaryota; Metazoa; Hemichordata; Enteropneusta; Harrimaniidae
Product: LIM domain transcription factor LMO4.2
Source: RefSeq, a predicted model, not a curated record
CGCAGACUGGGAUACGCAGGGCACGUGACUUGCUACGUGGUACUCCCCCCUCAUCGCCGAACAAGUUGGACAAGGUGUCAGAUCGAUAUGGACCAACAGAACGUUGACUUCACUCCAUCGUCGAGCAGCUUGGUCGCAGCAACCAUGCAGCAACAGCGGGCACAGAGUGUAGUGAGUACAACGAACAACAACAACAACGCCAACGUCAGGUCCUGCGCGGGAUGUGGCGUAAAGAUCAUGGACCGAUUCUUACUACAUGCUCUUGAUCGCUAUUGGCAUACUGGGUGUUUGAAGUGUACGUGUUGUGGGGCGCAGCUUGGUGAAUUGGGUCCGUCGUGUUUUUCGAAGGGAGGCAUGAUACUCUGCAAAAAAGACUAUUUAAGACUUUUCGGCAACAGUGGUGCUUGCAGUUCGUGUGGUCAGUCGAUACCAGCCAGUGAAUUGGUCAUGCGGGCGCAGGGGAACGUGUAUCACCAGAAGUGUUUUGCUUGCACGUCGUGUCACAAUCAACUCGUUCCGGGUGACAGGUUUCUGAUAGUUAAUGGCAACCUGUUUUGUGAGACCGACCACCUUAAGAUAUUAAGAGCCAACAAUAACACAGGAAUACGAGCGAGGAAUAAGGUGUGUUAGAACGUCCGCGAUUGUCGUAAUGGAAGUCUUUCUUCAAACUACAGAAAUCGUCCUCGUAAAACGGGUUAUUUUUUCACGUUCUUUGAACAUUUGUCAAACCAGUAACAAGUGUACUGAACAACUGGGAUCCAAUGACCAUUCGCAGCAGGGACCCCUAUCUUUGUGUGGAGGCAGUUGCGGCAUGUAGUCAGGACUUGAAUUUACCUCGUGCACCUGCUUAUCGAACUUUGGAAAUCUCCCGCGACGAUGUGUCGUGAAUUACACAUGCCGAAUACUUAAACCAAAUAAUGAAGGACGGAUCGGGAAUAAUCGGUGUUGACUCUUAAAAAAAAACUAUCAGAACUUGGAUUAUAAAAACACUGUGGUUUGAAAAGGAAGAAGGAGACUUCUACAUCAUGUAUUAUUUAAAAAAUGUAAAUAGUUUUGAAAAUGCAAUUAUAUUUAAAAAGGGAAUGUUUUAACUAAAAUGUUUAGUUUACCUAUUAUUUUGUGCUUCUUCUCGGACCGUAGUAUGUUGAAGCGCCUUUGAAUUCCUGGAUGUGAGGAAGUAUCUUCAUCAUGGCGGCCCAGUUUGUUUGUUUACACACCAUCUACUCCUAAUGAUUUCACGCGGUAUCUUAAAGAGAAUCCACAAUUACGUCAAAAUAUUGGUUUGCCAAUAUUGUACGCUCGUUUUGAUAAUGCUAAUUUUAAUACUCAGUAUCCAGAAAUUGAUUUUUGGUUUUUAAAAUGUGCAUUUGUGUGAGAAGAGAAAGUCGCAUUAACCACGUGUGAGCAUAUUUGUAACUGUAUACCCAUUCUGUAGGCAUCAUGCAGAUAGAAAUAAUUUUAUAAUUACUUUAUGAAAUCGACACGUAUUGAUUUAACUAAAACAUUAAAGUGCAAUGCUAAGUCAUUUUCUUAGAAAUGUAUUAAGCCAAAGUGGGACAAUCUUGAUCUGAUAGAUCUUGCCCGAUUAUCACGCGCCAUGACGCCGUGGCUUUGAACUCCAGUUUGUUUUUGUUUUGUUUCACUAAAGGGAGUGAACGAAAGUUUCUUUUUUAUUCUUCUUGUUCAAAUUGUAUUUCUAGUUCAAUCUAUUUGAAGAAUAUCGCGAUAUUUUUGUAAUAUUUCACAUACUCAAAAUAGGUGAUAUUUAUUCUGAUAAAACUAAUACCUUGCAUCGAAAUGUGUAAAGUGGCGUGUAUCGUCUGCCGUUUUUUUUUUUAUUGGUUGGUGGAAUUUACGUCAUAUUUUUUUCCCAGCACACACUAAAGCGAAAGCUAAUCUUCUAAAAACUAGUUUUCGCGACUUUCUAAGCCUUGACAUGCACUAUUAUACAUAUACAUCAUGAAAACUGUUCGCAUAGUCCUCAAUCCUCAUCGUUUUUUUUUAUUUUAACAUUACUGUCCACCUUAGUUGUGUGUCAAUCUGUACACAAUUUCUUAAUUGUUCGAAUUUAUUGCUGUCGUAAAAAUGUCAUGCAAUCGGUUAAUAGAAGCGAAAGCCAAACCGAAUGUAAACUUAAUUAUAGUUUAUUAAUAUUUGCAAUAUUAAAAAUUCGUGU